Megalobrama amblycephala (Wuchang bream) is the source of this 2753-nucleotide messenger RNA. It is a transcript of the gene cnsta, whose product is annotated as consortin, connexin sorting protein a. The record is from RefSeq and is a predicted model, not a curated record. The transcript is spliced from 11 exons. Gene Ontology annotation, molecular function: connexin binding. The coding region runs from base 241 to 2010 and encodes 589 amino acids. Gene Ontology annotation, cellular component: transport vesicle; plasma membrane; trans-Golgi network. Gene Ontology annotation, biological process: positive regulation of Golgi to plasma membrane protein transport. Lineage: Eukaryota; Metazoa; Chordata; Actinopteri; Cypriniformes; Xenocyprididae.
GCAGGAGGAGGAGGAGCUGCGCAGACAGCUGAAGUACCCGGAUGAUUCACAGGAAGAGCUGCGCAGACGUGCAGUAGAAACACAAACACACAUCAGCCGACAGUCAAGAGCGCGGUUGCCCGUCCAUCCGAAUUCAAAGCACCUGCCCGAUCAAUCUCGGCCGAGCGAGAGCACUGUUGAGUGGCUGAGAGGCCUGCGGGGGUUCAAGUGGAUCUUCAUGCUCUCAGUCAGCUGGACCUUAUGGACGACGGACAGUGGCAGAGCGAUGGCCCAGUGAGGCGGGGAGGACUAUCCGACCCCGACCUCCUAAAUGACUCUGAGUCCAGCCGCAGCCCGGACGAGAACCAGAACCGACUGGUGGAGGAAGCAGAGGAGGUCGAACAGGGGCCCCGUGGUGGACAGAAGCCCGUCAGACAGGAAAAUACUAAUAACAAUGGUGAUGAUGAAGAUUAUGACAGCUCCAAGGUGGAGGAAGAGGAAGAAGAGGAGGAAGAGGUGGAUAGUAACAGUGGUGCUUACUCUCCAGAGCUGGAUGGACACAUCCGAGACUCCCCAACACCCAGUCCCAGUCCCACAGUGUCAGAGGGGCUUGUCAGUCCUGAAGGAACCCCUCAUAGCGAUGCUGGUUCACCCCAGGGCUUCGGCCGCCCCUUGGCGGCAUCUCUCCAGGAGCUGGGGGAGCAGGGAGACCACCCUCUUCUGCCACACUGCCUCCAUCAGAUUGCAGAGUCAUUUAUGCAUGAGGAGGACUAUGAGAGAGCAGUCAGGUUCAUACAGUUAGAGAGACUCUAUCAUGAACGUCUACUGUCCAACCUCGCCGCUCUACAGCAGCAGUGGGAGAGGAGAUGGAGUUCGGUUGGCCGGUGUCAGGACAGUCGAGAGGACAGAGAGAGUGACCUGGAUGCUGAACACCUGGAGAAACUGAGACACAUCUGCAGAACGCACAGGCAACCUGCACAGAGCAUUGAGAAGUGUGAGGUGUCCAAAGUGCAAAGGAACAGUGUGAUCAGAGAAACACUGGGAGGAGAGCAAAACCUGAACACUCAAGUGCUUUCAUGCAGCUCAGGGAAGGUUAUGGAGGAUCAGAGUACUUAUGAGGCACAACAGGAAGUCAUCCAGCUUGAAGAUUAUAGCAGCACUGCCUCACAAUCCCACCAGAGCGAACAGCAGCAUGACCCCUCCCCCUCCUCGGACACACCCUCUUCCUUCUCCUCAGCAGUGACCGACAGCUCCUCCUCUCCAGCCUGUGAGGAUGCAGGAGCAGAAGAGGAGAGCGUAAGGGUGGCAGCUUCCCACAGGGAUGCAGCACCAGAGCCUGAGUCACCUAUGGACGCUGCUCAAAAAGGCAACGUGGAGGCCCAGCCUCCUCAGACGGAAACUAUUGGCCCAGGACUGGUGAUGGAAGGAACGGGGGACACUGUAGAUACGGGGCAGGAUGUGGUGGAGGCCGUACCACACGCUAAGCAGGAAGAUAGAGGGGAGAUAGAAGAGGCUCUAAAGCUGGAGGAAGGAGGAGAAGAUCAUCAACCUCAGGAGCAGGAAAUUCCUGGGAAUACAACAGAGUUGGAGCUAGAGGAGAAUGGGAAUGGGGUGGAGUUGCUGGAUAUUUUGAACGUGUCCAUGCUGGAUGACAUGGCUAAGCGCAUAAAGGUGGAAGAGAUCACUCCAGCUGCUGGUCUUGUGUCUAUCUUAAAGAGAAGAGUCUCUCUGGAAGGAGCAAACAGCUCUACCCCUGCUCCCCCUAAACCCGUCGCUAAAAGGAAGGUCCGUUUCCGAGAACCUGACGAAGGCCUGGAUCACGAUGAGGUAGGCGGGGACUCCUGGCUGCUCCUCCUCUUGUUGUGCUUGGCUACCGUGGUGAUCAGCGUGGGCGGGACUGCUCUCUACUGCACCUUCGGAGACGCCCAAUCCAGUGUGUGCACAGACUUUUCUCAUAACGUGGACUUCUACAUCGGACGGGUGCAGAGGGGAAUGGACGAGCUCAAACACUGGCUGUCCCCGAGCUCAUAGCAGGACAAUGAAGUGCAGUAUGAGUCAUUUUCUGCCUCCGCUUCUUCUCGGUAGCCUCGUGAUCUUUGAUGCUGAGAAAUCCUCAUAAAUAGGCCUUUGCUGGGUCGCACUGACACGGAAGAAGCCCAAAGGAGCCCGUCUGUCAGGUCCUAAAGGGGACGCCUGGCCCCUGGAAGACACAGGAAACCACUCUGGCCAGUUUUUGACUCAAGUAGCCCACUGUUUACUGCCAUCAACUGAACCUCAUAUGAAGAGACUUAAUUUUUAAAGUCUUAAAUCUCAAAUCGUAAUAUUUAGUUGUCUUUUCUUAAUUCAAAAAGUGAAUGAUCAUCAUGGUACUGAAGAUAUAGUAAUGGACAUAUCCAUCUGUAGCCUGGACGUAGCAUUCUCCUGUGGUGGGCUUGGAUGGUCUUGUGUUUAUAGGGACAAGAAAGCAAUACAUGUAUAUUGAGGAAUUAUAGAUAUAGAUACUAUAUAUAGAUACAGUCAGCAAGGAGGCAUAUCCCAGUUACUAUAGUUACCCAGUAAUUAUUAUAGAAAUACAAAGAGAAUUUUCAGGUAGAUUUGUCAAUAUUUUGAUCAUUAUUAACACAGCAUAUAUAUAUAUAUUUAUUAUUUAAUUAAAAUUGAUUAUUAAUUAAUAAUCAAUAGAUUUUUUUUUAGUUCAGUCUGAUAUUUGAAACUAGCAGUGUCAAACGCAAACCCUCAGACAGAAUUUACUUUGCAUAUAUUUUUUUAAAUAU